AGCAAGCCGACAUCCGCUUCCGAUUUGCGGGGCGGUCCUCCCGGCGCCGGUGGCGCCGCUAGUGCCGCAUCUGCCCCUGGGCUGAGAGGGGCCGAAAGCCUUCGGAAGGGCCAUAGAGUCGUGGUGCGGUAGAGCGGCCCUCCCUUGGCCCAGAUUUCUCUGCAUUGCCUGGGAGACGGGAGAGCCCAGGGCGGGGGUGUCUUCAGACGGGGUCAGGCCGAGGUUUUCCACAGGGAGAAAGCUUGAAUUGUCUCGUCUUCCCCGCCGCCUCCAUUCUGACCCGUGACUUCUGACUCUGCGAAGCCUUUUCCUUGGAGAACUGGCCUCCCCUUGGCCUCUCUGACCUCCUUGCCUUUGUGACCUUUGAACCCAGUCCAUGUAAGCUUCUCUCCCAAAGGACUUCCAUUCUUUUCUGUUCCUCCUUCCCUCCAAGGAGCGGCUCUCUUCCUAGGUCUGUUCUUCAGAUCCACCCUCGACUUAACCUAACGUUUCAGAUUUUCUGUGCCCGAUUUCGUCUCUUCGAGAAGCUAUUUGAAAACGAAGCUUUCUUACCCUCCCGUCUGCCAAUAUUCCCCCGUUUUUUAAAGAAGGGCACUGGCUAUGCCCCCUGGCUGGGGGAAGUGGGGAGGCUGAAACGCUUACUGGGGACCCGGGGGGGGAGGGGGACUCCAGUGUUGGUCUGGCUGUUCACAGAUCUGUUGGUGUGAGCCCCAACCUUUCUGUGGCCUGGAAGAUCGAAAUUUCUCUUACACUAUCUAGGUAAUUGGUUCCAUCAUCAACUGUUUAUCAUCAAGGCAUCAAAAGAAUAUUUUCCCUUUGUUUGUUGCAGGAUUUGUGUCCAGAAAUACAGGCCAAAACAUUUUUCAGGUCGUGUCCCGGAAUGGCUGCGAUGCCCAGAUGGAUGCUCAGAGAGUGCCUGGCCAGCUAGGAACUUCAAGCAAGUGUCACAGGAGCAGAAGUCGCGGUCUGCCUCUUGUGAAGCAAACUAAGUUCCGUUCAGACUGGAUAUACAGGAUUCACUGUCUUAAGCAGUUGGUUAAAUUUGAUUUGCUUUAACCCAGAGAGCCCUUUUGGCUACCGUUAGCCUGGCUUAUUUCAAAGCCAUCAACAGAAAGCUUGGGGUACCGUACAAAUUGGCUCUCUCCCAUUCUCCACUCCACCAUCACCACCAUGUCGACGUCUUCAUUGCGCCGUCAGAUGAAGAAUAUUGUACAUAAUUACUCUGAAGCCGAAAUCAAGGUCCGGGAGGCUACAUCAAAUGACCCUUGGGGCCCAUCUAGUUCUCUCAUGUCUGAAAUUGCUGAUCUCACCUACAAUGUGGUAGCCUUCUCAGAAAUCAUGAGCAUGAUCUGGAAGCGUCUCAACGACCAUGGGAAAAAUUGGCGUCAUGUCUAUAAGGCUAUGACACUUAUGGAAUACCUAAUCAAGACAGGCUCAGAGCGGGUUGCACAGCAGUGUAAAGAGAACAUCUACGCCAUCCAAACACUAAAGGAUUUUCAGUACGUUGACCGGGAUGGCAAAGAUCAAGGGGUCAACGUGCGGGAGAAGGCCAAGCAGCUGGUGGCCCUCCUUAAAGACGAUGAGCGUCUCAAAGAAGAGAGGGUCCAUGCUCUUAAAACUAAGGAGAAGCUGGCCCAGACCGCAACCGCUUCUUCUGCUUCGUCAUCUUUGGCAAAUGCCCCAGUAGAAGCAGAGCAAGCAUGGCCCCAGAGCAGUGGGGAAGAAGAGCUGCAGCUACAGUUGGCACUGGCCAUGAGUAAAGAGGAAGCGGAGCAGGUAAGCGCCAAGCCCCCUGCAGUGGCCGACGAAGACCUACAGCUCCAGCUAGCCCUUAGCUUGAGCAAAGAGGAGCACGACAAGGAAGAGCGGAUCCGGCGGGGGGAUGACCUACGUCUCCAGAUGGCCAUUGAAGAGAGCAAGAAGGAGACGGUCCCUGCUAAGGAGGAGUCAUCUUUGAUGGACCUGACUGAUGUCUUUACUGCUCCACCACCUGCUGAUCCGUGGGGUGUUCAGCCUGCUCCUGCUGACCCUUGGGGUGGCUCUACCACAGUAGUGCCUGCAGCCCGCACGGACCUGUGGGGACCCCCUGCUGCUGGAGCAGCCCCUACAGGAGAUCCAUGGGGAACUUCUGCAGCACCUCCUGCACCCCCCUCGGACCCCUGGGGAGCGCCCCCAGCUGCUAGCGCUGAUCCCUGGAAAGCCGAAGGUGGGACUUCUGUGGGGCCCAUAACAGCACCACCCACAGACCCAUGGUCCUCCAGCACGGCUCCCACGCACCAAGGACAGCCUGUUCCUGAUCCUUGGGCUCCAGCAUCCACUUUUUCAGAUCCCUGGGGGGGCUCCCCUUCUAAGCCGAGCACCAACGGUGUGGCAGCUGCCAGAGGCUUUGAGCAGUUUGAUGACGGGGACAGGGAUGAAUUCUCUGAUUUUGACAGCCUGCGCCCAGCACUGCCCAAAUCUGGAAGCAGCACAGGUGAACUGUCCCUCUUAGCAGGGGAGGUCCCUGUCUCUCAGGUUGGCAGUGGCAAGGAGAGCCCCAAUACUUUUGACAUGGCUGCUGUGGCUGGGUCACUGCCAGAGACCUGCAAGCCGAUGCGUAAAACUCCCGAGUCAUUCCUGGGUCCCAACGCAGCCCUGGUGGAUCUGGACUCGCUGGUUAGCAAACCUGCUGCUCCAUCUAGCAGCACCAAGGCUUCCAACCCCUUCCUCCCUCCUGGUUCAGCUCCCACCCCACCUGCCUCGGCCACCAAUCCAUUCCAGGCAGCGGCAGCCACCCCGCUGUCACUCAAUCAACUCCGUGUCAGUCCAGUACUUCCGUUAUCACAGCCAGCGCCACCAGCAUUUCCUGCCACAGCUCCAAUGGUCUCCAUGUCCCCCAUGGCUCCCGGGAUGCCCUUAGCCUCUGUUUCCCCCAUGGUGGCGGUGCAGCCCUUGGGGGCUGUUCCCCCUCUGGGGCUCCCUGCCAUGGGGCUGCCCCCUCAGAGCCUGCCCCCUGCCGGCGUUGUUCCCAGCAGCACUUCGGCCUCCACCCUGGGGAGCACUAACCCCUUUUUGCUAUAACUGGGGGACCUUUGGCCAGGUGUUGACCACCUAAACAUCCCCUUUUGCCCUGUGUUCCCCAUUGGCAGUGGGGCCCUCCGAUGGCAGCCACCCAGCAGGGGCAGCUGAAUUGGGAUGGGAGGGAGGUGGAAGGAAAGGGAGGGACCCACGUCUUUGCAGGCCCUCCACCCCCAUGUUGGGAGGUCAGGAGAGUUUUUCUGAAAAUUGGUUUCCCCUUUCUCCCCAGGCCCGCUCUGCUGGGACCUGGAAAGAUCCUUUUCUAGUACCAAAGUCUAGGGAGCCACAGUGGCCACACCCAGCGACUAGUUCAACGGGGAGGAAUCUAUUCACUGAAGCAGAACUGGAGGAAGAGGGCUCUUCCCUAAAAGUGAUCUUUGAAUCCUUUCACUUUUUUUUUUUUUUUUUUUUGAGUACCUAUCCAGAUUUGGAUUUGGAAUAUUUAUAUUCCUUUAUUUUUGUUUUUGUUUCAUCAAUCUCUGUCUUCUCUUUUGUGGAAGAAGAGAAGAAAGGGAAAUGGCUAACUCCCUACCUCUGUGAUGUUCCAGAUGAAAUUCUUUGGGGAAAUGAAGACACAACCUUUUCAAUCAAUGGUUGUUUUUUUUUUCUCUAGGUAUUCCCCUUCCUUCUGAAUGUUUGUUGCAUCUUCUUCAACCUCCUUCUCUUCUCACAACCCCUUAGCUGGGACCAGUUUUUUCUGGUUUUUUGGGGAUUUUUUUUUUCCUCCUGAGGAAAUAGGGGUGGGGUGGGGGUGACAGGAACAAUUGGCACCUUAGAAUACAUCUCUCUCUGUUCUUAGGAUCAAGAGAAAUGCCACUAACUUAGUGCCAGAGACCAGGGCUGAGUCAUGCUCCUAGACCCCUCCCCCUUGUACACCCACUUUCUGCAAACAUUGGACCCCGAAAGAAUAUCCGUUUGCAAGAAAUGCAGGACCUUGCCAACCAACGCAUUGAGUGGAUCAAUGGUGGGGAGGGCCUUGAAACACUCAAUGCAACCUACUGUGAAGGGGGAAUCUGGAAACAGCUGAAGUCCGAGCGUUCUAAGAUGCUAGAAAGGCUUUAAAGGCAAAACUUCCCUUGCUGGACCACGACUUGGAAGGCUUUCUUGGCCCGUGUCUUGCAAGCCCUGAAAGAAUGGAGCCCCUGUUGGAUUUUGAAACAGCGGGAUCUAAAAUUAUCUGUCCUGGUCUGCGGGCCACGGCCAGCUCAAUCGAGGAGACCGAGGAAUUUACUGAGAACAAUGGGACUCGGAUGCCGAGCAGAAUUGAGACACCCACCUGGCGUUGCUCUUCCUGCAUCUGGUCCAGUGGCCUUCCAGGCACAGCCUGCGUGGCAGCAUCUUUCCGUGUCUUUGAGCCGAGGGAGGCACAGGGGAUGUUGGGUGGUCACUUUUACCCCUUCUACAGCAGCAGCAGCAGCUUGUGGAGGAAGGGAGUCAUGGCUGUGUGUGUUUGUGAGUGUGUGUGUAUGUGUAUGUGUUGCUGCUUUUCUGAAUUUCUCUUUGAUGCUGGGGAGGGGCACUCGUUAGCACCCAGGACAAUCUGUUCGGCCUUUCUUUUCUCCCCCUUUUUUCCUCCAAAUAAAUUCUUGGAAUGUGUUUCCUAUGCCUCCCUGCCCCCCCCCAUCAUGCUGGGGUUGAUUUUUCCUUUUGCCCCAUAUCAGUAUAUUUGAAUCAUUGUGUCAUUUGUUGGGGGUGGGGAGUGAUUUAGCCGUGUGUGAUCCUCCCCCUUGGCUCAGUCCCCCUGCCUCCCAUUUCCCUCUCCCAGGUUCCUAACCGAUUCUGGUAUGCUUCAGAAAAAAAUGCUAUUAAUGAAUUGAAAUAAAUGGAAAUUCUUCUAUGGCA
Crotalus tigris (Tiger rattlesnake) is the source of this 4899-nucleotide messenger RNA. It is a transcript of the gene EPN1, whose product is annotated as epsin 1. Gene Ontology annotation, biological process: endocytosis. Gene Ontology annotation, molecular function: clathrin binding; phospholipid binding. The transcript has 12 exons. The coding region runs from base 1171 to 3060 and encodes 629 amino acids. Gene Ontology annotation, cellular component: plasma membrane; clathrin vesicle coat; endosome. NCBI's taxonomy places the organism in Eukaryota, Metazoa, Chordata, Lepidosauria, Squamata, Viperidae. The record is from RefSeq and is a predicted model, not a curated record.